AUGCAGGGGGUGAGCUCGCAACUGGUGUUGAGCAAGCCUCAGGCAAGCAAGGCACGCGCAAGUGUGAAUGGCAACGGACAUAGCAAUGCGGAACCGGAGCAUGCUGAAGCCGCAGACAAUAAGGCAUUCGAUGACUUUGUGAAGCAGGCGGAGGGUUUCCACAAGGAAUAUGAAGAAAGGUUUGGCACCUUUGUAAAGGAUACACAAGAUGCAGCAUUGAAUGUGAACAACAAAGUUGGAGAGCAAUCCAAGAACCUCCUGGAUGGUGCACAAAAGGCCAUCCAUGAUGUCAACGACAAGAUCUCCAAGGUCUUCGGGAGCAGCAAGCAAUCGGAAAUCCAGCAGAAAGCCGAGAUCGUAGUUCAAAUGAAGUAUGGGCUCGCCAAGGGCCCAGAGAUUCUCCUGAUCUGUCUGGAUGGUCGGAACAAGCAGCAGAUCGUCGUCGACUGGACCGACUCCUUCGAAGACGUGCUUUACAAGCUUCGAGACGUCUUCAAGAAGGACGUGAUCUUUGAAUAUGAGAAAGACAGUCAAGUCUUCCGUGUUGAGACCGAUGAAGCUUUUGAUCGCGCCAUGGAGGUCGCUGAGGCCUCCAACUGCAAGCUUGAGGUUGUCAUCCAACAGGCUGUAUGGUUGAAACCUCCGCUGGAGGAGGACGAGCCCGACGAGCCGGAGCCGGAGCUCGAGCCCCGGGCGAUUUCCUGCGCAGAUCGGAUGAUGUACAAUCCAGCCCCGUACAAACCUCUGCUGGGCUUGGGGGUUGCGGGCAUAUUCAUCUCGAUAGCUGGAUGUAUCGUAGGCUACGCUGUGCUCGAAGAUGGGACGUACCUCGGCGCGAUUUCAAUCUUUGUGGCGUUUCCAUACUUUGCGAAAGCGUUCAUGGUGAAGAAGGACUUCACGCUGCCGUGGAAGCUGAUGCAAUUCGUGCUCGCACUGUUCGGCUUGUGUAUAGCGAUCAUCUCUUGCGUGAACUUCCUCAAGUUGAAGUUGCAAGACGGAGUGAUCGGGUGCAUCAUCUGGAUCCUCUCGUUGCUCUUCUUUCUCUGGAUCAGCACGCUCUCGCUCUACGAGUCCUACAAGGUGAUGAAGCAGCAUGCCUCCAAGAAGCGAAGGUCAAGGAGGAGGAGGAUACCCCUGUCCGAGAGGCUCAAGAGCGGAGCAAUCGGCGUCAGUCUUGCCGUUCUCUAUGUGAUCGUCUUUGGAUUGCUCCAGUACGCUCCCUUCAAUCACAUCUCGCAGAUUGUGUCGACCGACCGAUACGUUCCCCUUGGCAACAUGUACGACAGAGGAGACGGCAAGAAGAAUCACAUGCACUGCAUGGCGUUCAUUGACCCCAACUCCAAGAUUGACAGCCGACCCGUUGUGAUCCUGGAGGCGAUGGAAGGGCUCGGCAUGUCUACUGCUCUCGCAGGGGUACAAGAGCGUAUCGCCUUGGUCGGGGUUGCCUGCGCCUACGACCGGGCCGGCUUCGGCUGGAGUCCUCCGGCUAAGACGGCCAGGACGCCGCAGCAGAUAGCGACAGAGCUCAAGACCAUGCUGAGCAGCAACGUGACUGUUGACAUCAUUCCGAGAAGAGGCAACACUACGAGGACAAGCAUGGCGCUCAAGGCACCCUACGUGCUUGUGGGGCAUUCCGUCGGCUCCUUCUAUGUCCGUGCCUUUGCCAGCUCCUUCCCCGAGCUCACAGCAGCUGUGGUCAUGUGGGAUGCGCUGCCGUCAGAGGACGAGACGUUCAACAAGAAGUUCCAGUCCUCUGCCUCCUCCCUCUUCAGCCUCUCUACGCUCACACUGUGCAAGACCGUGCUGGAGCCCAUGGGGAUCAUCGACCUGUUCCUCCGCCAGUCCCUCCUGACCUCCAUCCUCAACGGAACCGCGCUUGACAAACCUGCUCCCAACGGGAUCGGAUCUAACUACGGAAGGAUCGUCUCAAGGAUGCUCCGACGAACCUGGUGUCCAGCAGUAGCCAAGGAGUAUAGCGACCUCUACCUCGGGUCGAAGCCGGGGAUCUUCGACCUCGUCACUGCCGACAGCGCUCGCUACUCGGUCCCCUUCGUGAUCUGGGCAAGGUCGGACAACUUGUUCUCCAAGGUAACCUCGUACACCUUCAACGGUCUCGACGCCUGCAGCGAGCAGUUCACGCAGAUUCUCAACCCGGCGAUCAAUCACCCCGAGGGAACUUCCAGCUGGGACUGCGUUCAGUUCAAAGUGCUACACUACUCCAAGCAGCCCUACGCCAAUCCCUACAAGCGCACUUGUGAGAUCGUUGGGCAAGCCCAGCUGGGGUCCAACAACCCCUGCCCCGACAUCCUGCGGUCUAUUCACAACGGCACUGAGAUCGCUCCCUUGCAAGACGCAUCCGUGCAGGCCGAGCUCGUUGACACUGUCCUCAACGCUUGGAACCUGCUGGGCUUCAGAACGGAGUUUCCAUCCAACCCCUUCGCUCUGACCUUCCAGGGCUUCGUGCCCGGUACCUGCUUCAGGGCUGGAUGCCUCGACUCUCCCCAGCUGUGGCGGUCGAAGUUUGCGGCAGACCUAGAGCAGGUGCUGGGGGUUCGCUUCCAAGGCCUCGUGCAGGUGGUUGUGCAGGAGGGUCCCACCUCCUGCCCCGUCUCCGUUGUCCCCUCGGCUUCAGCUGAGGUCAUCGGCCAGCUGAAGCCUGGCGGUUGCCCGACUACCGUCUGCUCGGACAUUCGAUCGUGCUCGACCCCCUGGUCUUCCGGAUUCACGGGAACGUCGUGGAGGAGGAGCAUGCGGAGGUCGAGGAGUCUGUUGGCGAGGGAGCAGGGCGCGAGGGAGGAGGAGCAGGAGGAUGGGGAGGACAUGAGCUUGAGAGCGUUUGCGGAGGAAUCGUUCUACGCAGUGGUCCAGCUGGUGGGAGUGAAGGACUCUGACGUUCAGGCUGCCAUGGAUGUGCUGGAGUGCUUGAGGACGCAGUGCGAGACUCACGAGCUGAACGCCUUAGAGGCGAGAGGAACGAGCCCCAACACCACGACCAUCCGCCUUGCUGAGCGAAACCGUCGAGACCAGUUCUUCCUAAGGUACAACGUGACCUCCAUCCUCAUCGCCGAUCGCAUCCUCGCUAACAACCAGUGGAACGUCACCGCCAGGUCUAUCCUCUUCGAGUGCCCCGCAAACUCGUACAAGUACCUCUCCGGCUGCCGCCAGUGCCCCACCAACUCCACCUCGCCCCCAGGAUCGCUCGAGCAGACCUCCUGCCUUUGCGACCCCAACUUCUUCCUCCAGGUCGUCGGCUCCGACUACAUCUGCGUCCACUGCCCUCCCAACUCCCGCAGCGUCUGCGGCAGCACCCGCAUCCAGGACUGCAAGUGCGACCAAGGCUACACGGGUGAGGACGGCAAGACCUGCUCCCCCUGCCCCCUCAACACCUACAAGACCGUGGUGGGAAAUUAUCCCUGCACCUGGUGCAACGCGACUCAAGUCGGAUGCCCGGAGAACUGUCACGCUGUCGAUGUUUCUACUCCAGGCUUCACUGCAGAUCAUGUCGGCACCGUCGUGCAUCCUCGCUUCGGCAACAUCUCGAUGAGCGCAGAUUUUGGAACCAACUGCACUUUCGCUGCUCCGACGCUCGGGGCAUGCGUCAACGCGACCACCACGGAAGUGUCGGGGAGGAUUGAGGCAGUGAGGAGCUUGGAGUUUUGCUUGAACCCCCCAGUCCAGCCCACUGUCAACCCUUACUUGACCAUCAUCGGCGGGCGCGAGAUCGUAAUGCAGAGGUGCCUGGAGAAGGGAGAUUUCGGAUGCAAGGUUUACGGCAACUUAACGUUGCAGCAUUGGCCAGUCACGAGCGUUUGCUCACAGGUGCGACUAUCCUCCUAG
This is a messenger RNA of Guillardia theta CCMP2712, 3837 nucleotides long. RefSeq lists its product as hypothetical. The record is from RefSeq and is a predicted model, not a curated record. Lineage: Eukaryota; Cryptophyceae; Pyrenomonadales; Geminigeraceae. The transcript is spliced from 9 exons. Bases 1 to 3837 code for a protein of 1278 amino acids.